AUUCUAGGAGUGUAAAAUAAUUAAAAAAAUAGAAAAUAUCAGAAUAUUUUUCCAAUUUUUGGUUGAGUGAAUAAGUUUUUAUCGGAAAAUUUUAAUUAGUUGGGAUAUUAAUUACGGAUGAAAUUUUCAGGUGAAAACAAAAGAAAUAAGGACACAUCCGAUCGGGCGGCCAGGCCGUCCCCAUUUCUAUCUGUUAUCCCUAUGUCCAAGCACUCCCUUUCUUCUCGCAACUCUUAUCCCGACGGAAAACCCGUUUAAACCUCGUUACCAAACAACCCCUCCAAGAAUGGCCAAGCCUCCGUCGUGCUGUACCUGUACAAACCUCGCGUCCUGCAUCGUCGCGACGGUCUUCAUAAUCGCCGUCAUCGUUGCAGCCGUUACCGUUUACCUCAUCGUCUUCAGACCCAGGGACCCAGAGAUCUCCGUCACCGGCGUCAAGCUUCCGUUAUUCUCCGUCACCAACAACUCCGUCAGCUUCACCUUCUCCGAGUUCGCCUCCGUCAGAAACCCUAACCGUGCCGUCUUCUCCCACUACAACAGUAAAAUCCAGCUCUUCUACUUCGGGAAACGGGUCGGGUUCAUGUUCAUACCCGCGGGCGAGAUCCGAUCGGGCCGGACGAAGCACAUGUCGGCGAGUUUCUCCGUCGAUUCAUUAUCUCUUGCGAUGGUGGCCUCCGCUGAAGCUGCUAGAUUUCAGGGCUCCGGACCAGUUAUCGAUGCGGGUAAUAGAGUCGGACCCGCGAUGGAGAUAGAGACGGAUCUGGAGAUAACGGGUCGGGUUAGGGUUCUGCGUUUCAUGACGCACAGAGUCGCUGCAAAAUCGAAGUGCAGAAUCACCAUUGCCACGGCUGAUGGAUCCAUCGCGGCGGUCCGUUGUUGAUAUCUCCGACAGUUCUGCUUUGCUGCUGUUCUUCAUUUUCUUUUUCUUGGGGGUAAAGCGUCUGUACCCAGAAUCCGUUGUAGUUUACAUACAAAUACGGAAGGAAAGGAAACAGGUUUUAGAUAGAAGGGUGAUUUGCACUUGUAGACUCUGGAAACGAAGCUUGUGAUCCUCAUCAUCUCUAUAAUACCGCAUCUGAAUCCCGUGAGCUUCUUCCUUGAAGUGCCUUGACGGUAUCGGAUGAAAAGGCUUUUCCGCCAUGGCGAUGUUCUUUCAUCCAUCCUGUGGCGAAUGCAGAAAUGGCGAGCCCAGCUCCUGUGAUCAUGCUGCCUGCGAUUUGGAAGAGUUUAACCAGAAACCCAAUACCUGCGCUGCUUUCUGAUUAGCCUCUUGUCCAAGAUUCUCUCGGUUCGGAGGAGAGACGGAAAAGGCAAGUGCCAUGGCAGGGCAGACGCUGGAACCACCAGCCGGAUAAAAUGUGGAUAUGUCUUCGUAGCUCGCAGCUUCAGAGUUCAGAUAGCGUCGAUAGAUAGAUAAUGUGCUCAUAUACGUCUGACGAGUUUUUUCAGUUCCUCUUUGGAGAAAAUUUUGGGUUUUUAGAAUAAAAUAAAAUGUAUAAAAAAAAAUAAAAAAGGAGAGUAUGGAGGUGCGGGGAAUCGAACCCCGUGCCUCUCGCAUGCGAAGCGAGCGCUCUACCAUAUGAGC
Tarenaya hassleriana is the source of this 1585-nucleotide messenger RNA. RefSeq lists its product as uncharacterized. The transcript has a single exon. The record is from RefSeq and is a predicted model, not a curated record. Bases 287 to 880 code for a protein of 197 amino acids. NCBI's taxonomy places the organism in Eukaryota, Viridiplantae, Streptophyta, Magnoliopsida, Brassicales, Cleomaceae.